Messenger RNA from Ananas comosus (pineapple), 3309 nucleotides. RefSeq names its product DUF724 domain-containing protein 1. The record is from RefSeq and is a predicted model, not a curated record. NCBI's taxonomy places the organism in Eukaryota, Viridiplantae, Streptophyta, Magnoliopsida, Poales, Bromeliaceae. The transcript has 6 exons. Bases 7 to 2796 code for a protein of 929 amino acids.
AUCACGAUGCAGCUACAUCAACUCUUCCUCUCCUCCUCCUCCGUCGACUCCGCCGUGCUCGCCGACCCAUUUUCCAAACUCAUGGGGCGCCCCGCGCGGAAGGCGAGCGCCGGCGACUCCAGCGGCGGCGGCGGCAGCGGCGGCGAGGGGUUCCCGGCGGGGGCGAGGGUGGAGGUGCGGAGCCACGACGACGGGUUCCGCGGCGCCUGGUACGAGGCCACCGUGGCCGCGCUCCGCCGCCGGCGCCGGCGCCACCUCCGCUACGUCGUCUCGUACUCCACCCUCGUCUCCGACGCCGACCCCUCCGCCCCGCUCACCGAGGCCGUCGCCUCCGCCCUGGUGCGCCCCAGCCCCCCCUCCGCCUCCGCCUCCGCCUCGUUCGAGCUCCACCAGCUCGUGGAGGCGUUCCACAACGACGGGUGGUGGGCCGGGGUCGUCUCCGCCGUGCGAAACCCUAGCUCCGGGCGCUACGCGGUGUCGUUCCCCAAUUCCAGGGAGCUGAUCGAGUUCCCCCCCUCCGAGAUUCGGCCCCGGAUGGAGUGGGUCCGUGGAGAGUGGGUCCCCGCACAAGAUCUGCAAGUUGGUGUCCCCAUGUUCAAUGCCAGAGAAAAGGUUGAAGUUAGCCGAUAUUUAGAUAACUUCAGUUUUGCUUGGUUUCCUGCUACUAUAGUAAAGGUUAUUGGGACCACGAAUUUCAUAGUCGAAUAUGAAAAUUUGAGAGCAUGCGGCGAAGAAGAGUUGCUCACUGAAAUCCUAGAUGUCCAAUACAUUCGGCCGGUGCCCUACAUUUUCCCCGAGUCGAAGAAUUUCGACUUAUCUGCGGAUGUGGAGGCUUUUUGCAAUGGUGGUUGGUCGGCGGGUGUUGUAUCGAAGGUUCUUUUUGGGUCGAAGUAUGUCGUCAAGAUGACAAGGCAUGAUAUCGAUGUGGAGAUGGAGUUUGAUUGUACUCAACUGAGGUUUCGCAGAGAAUGGAAUGGUAAACAAUGGAUAGAGUACUCAUCUAAGGUUGUUUUUGGCCUGCUUCAGGGUAAAAAUGGCAAAUCAACUUCAGUUCGCGGAAUGCCAUCUAAGCGAAGAAAGCAACCUCGUGCCGCCAGAAGAUCUCGUCUUCUGACUACACUAAAGACAUCAAGUAAUGAUGUUAGUCAAGUCACACAUGAAUCUCACUUAACUAAUACAGAGAUGAAGCGCAACAAGGCUGACGAAUGUAGUAAUGGCGGUGGUGUUGAGUCGGUUUAUUCUAAAAAAAGGUUGAAGAAAGGAAAUUUAGAAAGAUACAAAUUGCGGCCACGGAAUUGCUUAUCUUCUUCAGGAGAUUCAAAGACUCUAUCAGACUUGGAGGAGAAAAGUCAUUGUGCAAUGCGAACGCCUGAAUGCUUUCCAUCAGAAGGGAAUCAUUAUGAAUUACCUGCCUCUGAGAAGACUCCUCCUAUUCCCAACAUUUCAAUGGAAUCAAAGCUGGAAAAAAUGAACGGCAUAAAUAAAUCAUUGAUCACAAGGAAAAGUUCCUCAAAUCAGAGGUGCAAAGGAUCAGCAAAUCAGUCAAAGGUAUCUGAUAUAACCCAGGCAUCAACUGAUCACGAAGCUCAACUUUCGCUCCCUAUCGCUGCUUGGAGAGUGAAGGCAAAAAGGAAGAUCAAUUUUCAGUCUCCAGAGAAACGGAAGAAGACCCCAAAUGCAACUAAGGCCGGGAGUAGACCUAGGGCUCUUGAAAAGAACUUGAACCAUAUCCUUAGAUCUAAAGAGUCAGGGGAUCCAAAACACUCUGGAGAAGCACAUGACGACCAAGUCGCUGAAAAACGGCGUAGGAUUGAAGACAUCAGAGCGUCAAAGAAAGAUUCUGAAGCACAUGGUGUUGGCAGCAAGGUUCAGUUCGCUCAACAAGUUGAUGAUUUAGAAGAAGGAUGUACUACACCUCAGAAAGAGUAUUUUAGUGAAGGUGACGGCAAUCAACUGAUACUGAGCCCAACACCCUUGCAGCUGUCAUGUUGUUUGCCAAGAUUACCUGGUACUGGGGUUGAAAAUAUCUUUACUUUUGAUGCACAUGUUCAAAAUGCUGGCGAUGAAGUGCCCGAUGGAGUUCUUUUGUCGUUUAGCAAGGAUUCCGUGGAAGAAGUGUGCGGCCCUGAUAAAUUGCCAAGCGCGAGGAUUGUAGUUGCAGAUGAUAGGGAUGCAUCAACUUGUGAGACACCCCCUGAGAAUAUACUUGUUCCGUUUGUGAAAAGCUCAUCCAUUUGGGAAUCAGUAGAGACAUUGGAAGUAUUUCAAAGAAUGCCACAGCAGCCACAUUUCCUUCCAUUGGAUCAGUACUCCUCAGAGUUCCGCGAAGGAAUGGCUAUAGGUCUUAUGGUGUCGUUUGCCAACGUAGUAGCUAGCAUGAGCAAGUUAAGUUGUUACGAUAGCCUAGCGCUUUUUGAAGAAAAGUUGAAGAGUCUUGGCCCGUUAGAAGCUAACGGAUUUGACGUUCGAUUCUUGCGGUCUCGUUUGAAGGAGUUAAUACGUAUAAAAAAUGUUCAAAUGGAUUGUGAGAGAAGAAAAGCAGCCUUGCAGGAGAAGAUCAUGGAGAAAGGAUAUGACAACAACCAACUUGAUGGAUUAAUCGGUGCAUUGGAUGGAGUUAUCUCGGAAGUGGAGCGAAACCUCAUCAUCUUCCGUGAAAAACGAGAUUCUCUCGUGACGCAAAGAGAAAGUAAUAGUUUGGAAAUUUCCAGACUCGAAAUGGAUGCCCGCAAAGCCGAGGAAGCAUAUCUCGCAGCUCAGCAGCAUUUUAACAGGGCAUUAGUUGAGCCAUGGUGAAGGUUGAGUAAACUUAUCAGGUCAUUUUGUCUGCCUUUUUGCUGUAAAUAUGAUUGCAGAAGUAGGAUAUUCUGCUGCAUUUUGGCCGUCUAAUCUUCGGUGCACGCAAUGUCGAUAGCGCGCUGAGAUGGUCUAUGACUCUUCUUGAUGGUUAGGGUAGAGACCUAACUAUUAGUGCUUGAUAUAUAUAUAUAUAUAUAUAUCUAAAUGAUAACUACACUAUAAUUAAGAGAUAUGCUGCUACGUAGUAGUUGAUGUAGGUUGUCUAGGAGCAAUGUUCCUUGUGAAAGCUGUUGUUCUAGACCUGGACUCUUUUGUCUGAUAGUUGUAACUAUUAAGCAAUGUCGCGGAUUUGAUUUCUCUUACCGUGUAGAGAUUUCUCUUACCGUCUGUAGUUGUGUAAAUACUGCUGACUCUGUUGGGGGUAGACUAAAUUUCACCUUUUGAGGGAAGUUUUGGUCCUCAACUAUUAGGGGUGUGGUUCUUAAAUUUUAAGAUAAAUUUCAACUAUCA